AUGCGUGACGCGGUGUCGCGGCUGUUUCAAUGGCGGCUCGGCAGCCAAGGCAGAGUAGCCGAAGCAUUUUGCGAGGGAACGCACACGCCGACGGCAGAUGACGGCUCUGCGUUGCCUCAUCUCCUUGCCGACAUUCUCCACGUUGAAGGGCCUCGUCUUCUCUUCAGACCCGUGCUGUACAGGAUGCAAGCUGCCAGAGAAAUGCCGAGCACCGAGCACGAGGUGACGUUGCGCAUUCCAUCUGCGCAGACGGGUGUAGACAUUGUCGGCAUUCUGCAUCAUCAUUACUCGACACAGCAGCGAACCAGCGAUGUAGCGCUCAUCCUCCACGGCCUCAUGGCGCACAAGAACCAAAGCUAUCACCGCGAGCUCGCCGUCGCGCUCCCGAUGGACAGUUUUCGCUUCGACUUUCGAGGCAACGGAGAGACGGGCGGUGCGUGGGGAAUGUGCAACAUCGCGAAUGACAUCGAGGACCUGCAAGCGGUGGUGUACCACUUGCGCCACCAGCUGGGCUACCGUAUCGAGCUCAUAAUCGGCCACUCGCGCGGCUCGCUGGAUGCCUGGGCGUAUAUUGGCCGCGAUGAGCGCCUUCGCUGGGACGACGACACGGAUGUGCCCUACCUCGUCGCCGUGUCCGGCCGUUGGGAUAUGCCGCGUGUGCUGGACAGAUAUGACGUGUACAAGCCUGGCUUCGAAAAGGAAGGCGUCUUCCGCUGGCGCACGAAGAGUGCUGGGGUGCAACGAGAGUAUCCGGUCUAUCCCUCGGACCUCUCGCGCAUGGCGAGUUUCCCUAUCCGUAGCAUCGUCAAGCGCCUGCCCUUAAACACCGACGUACUCCUUGUCCACGGUACUAAGGACCGCACGGUCCCGGUGCAAGACGCAAGCAGCUAUCUGAAAGAGCUUUCUAGUAUCCCACGUCGAUCGCAUGAUUCACAGCAGAUCCAGCUCAUCCAUGGCUCGGACCACAUGUACAAGGGCUACACACACGAUGUGGUCGAGCGCAUCCUCGGCUGGUACCGCCAGCGCAAGGCAGCCAAGGCGACAGCUCCCGCACAGGCCCGCCUCUGA
Moesziomyces aphidis is the source of this 1068-nucleotide messenger RNA. Lineage: Eukaryota; Fungi; Basidiomycota; Ustilaginomycetes; Ustilaginales; Ustilaginaceae. The record is from the annotation of a GenBank genome assembly.